Molecule: messenger RNA, 654 nt
Organism: Strongylocentrotus purpuratus (purple sea urchin)
Lineage: Eukaryota; Metazoa; Echinodermata; Echinoidea; Camarodonta; Strongylocentrotidae
Gene: tprkb
Product: EKC/KEOPS complex subunit TPRKB
Exons: 4
Coding region: 65-619 (184 amino acids)
Biological process (GO): telomere maintenance via recombination; tRNA threonylcarbamoyladenosine modification
Cellular component (GO): cytosol; EKC/KEOPS complex; nucleus
Source: RefSeq, a predicted model, not a curated record
UGAUCAGAUUUUUGGUGUGAAUAAUUAUUCUUUUACUUUACCAGGUCGCUGCGGUAUAAUUUGAAUGAUGACGGCCGCUGAGGAUGUAUCCCUUCCUUCGCUUACCUUUCAACUGGAGCUGUUUCCAGAGACAUCAGGAACAAUUGCAUUGUUUGAAGAUGUGAUGAAUGUCACUGACCUGAAGGCAAUGUUGAUCAACAAAGAGCUUGAUGCUGUGAUGCUGUCUCCAAAAAUGUUGGUGAGCCCAUUCCAGAUAAUGGUAGCAGUGAACAAGGCACUCCAUGUCCAUGCCACAGGCCAUGCAAUAACCAGGACGGUUAAUUCCGAAAUCAUCUACAGUCUGUCUCCAUCCACUAAUAUCAGUGAAUCCUUUAAGGUGUUUGCCAUGGGAUCUACUGACACAUCGGUGGUAGUGAUUGUUUUAGAUGAUCCUGAUCAAACCAAGCUGAAGUGCAUUGCUGCAAAGAUUGAAGGGGUCUGUGUUCCUCUAGCUCAACUCUCUACACAUACAGAUGAAAUCAUGAUCAAGAAGAAAUACUCUAUCAGUAAAGCAGAGCUUUCAGUAGGUUCUCUAGAAGAUGCUGUGAUUUGCAAAAUGGCAUCGAGUGAUCUCUCCUGACAAGUCAAAUGAUUUCCAAUUUUUGGACAAGAAUU